GUGUUAAUCUGUGUGUUUUAUUUUUGCUGUGAUUGUGUUUAUUAUUGUUUACGGUUUAUUUUGGGUUUCUCGAGGAGGAUUAAGGAAGGUAUAUCUCUCUCUCAUGGUUUGUUUUGUUAGUUUUAGGUUUAUGAGGGUGGAUGAUUCCUAUUCCUAUCUUUCGUUAUCACUUAAAUCAUUGUAGUUGAUAAAAUUGAAGUUGCUUACUGUAUCUUCUUUUAUUUAGCAAGUUCAUGCAAACUGUAUUUUUAUCCAUCUCGGAACCGACUAUAACACUCCUUUUCCCGGCCCCGCGCCAAACAAUUCCCUCUUCCUCUUCCUCUUCCUAUCCCGGUGUGCCUCUUACACCAGGCAUUUCAUUAAUGUACGCUUGACCUUUACAAAUAGUAAGAGGAAAAAAAAAUGAAAAGAAACGGGAAAAGAAGUUUUUUUACAGUGUUAUUCCAGCCAUGUUUCCCAAAUAAUGCCUCCACCCAGAAUUGUCAAAUUUUAAUACUCGUCAGUGUAUCUCCUGUUCUGUAUUUAUUAUCAUUACGCGAGUUUUGGCUACUUGGGUGAUCUUGUAAUUGCCAUUUAUGAUUUGUUCCCUAACAACAUUUAAAGGAUUGUUAUGUAGGUAUUAGCUGGGUUAAUCUCGUAAUUGUUGUCUAUUAUUUGUAUCCCUUCUCUUCUCUUUCUUUAUUCUCUCUCUCUUCUUUUUUUGAGGAGGAUACGUGUCCUGAAUUAACCUAGAAAGAUGGAAUGACUAGCGUUAUCACUGUCUUCACUGAUUGACAGAGAAGAUGAAUGGCAGUUUCUUUUCCUUCUUUAUUAAAUUUUUGUUCUCAUAGAUAUCGAAUACUGCAGUUUAAGUGUGUUGUUCAUAUCUAGGUGGUGCUCAACAAUUUAUUGGUGAUAACUUUGAUGGGUUAUCUGUUAUUGACUAGCAGGAAUGGAACUAACUACUGCCAAAGAUGCAUUUGAUCGCGUUGCUGAGAAGCAAAAAUUAUCGUUUUCUAAAUGCCAAGAAGUAAUCGAUCAAGUGAGCCAGGAAAUUGAGCAGGCAUUGGUAAAAAUACAGUCAGUGGAAGAUCCUAUGUCUCCCGUUGAUCAGAAAUCCAUCCUCACAGAACUGAAGCACAAGCUUAUUGCAAUUAGUCCUCUCAAGCUAUUAGAAGGGUCACAGAAGGAAUUGAAUUUAAACCUUAGCAAGUUCCCUAAGGUCCUUGAAAAAUCAUUUCCUGACAUAUCCAAGGCAUACAGGGAUGUUGACUUUGAUUUUCAUAUAGUGAAUCAGAUAAUAGCAAGUCAUUUUUACCAUCAGGGAUUGUUUGAUCUUGGAGAUUGUCUCAUAAAUGAAGCUGGAGAACCAGAAGCAGCUGCUCUAAGAUCUCAUUUCCUGGAACUGCAUCAAAUACUUGAGGCGAUGAGGAUUAAAAAUAUUGAGCCAGCUUUGAAGUGGGCCUCUACCAACCGUGAAAAGCUAGUGCAGAAUGGUUCAAAUAUUGAGCUGAAACUUCACCAGCUGCAGUUUGUAGAGAUUCUAAAGAGAGGAAAUCGUGCUGAUGCCCUCAACUAUGCCAAAACUCACCUAGCUUCUUUUGCUUCUAGUCACUUGAAAGAGUUUCAAAAGCUAAUAGUUUGCAUAAUGUGGAUAGGCAGACUUGAAAAUUGUCCUCACUCUGAACUGUUUACUCCAAUCCAUUGGGAGAAGUUGACCGAGGAGCUGGCUCGGGAUUUCUGCAACUUUGUCGGUCAGUCCCUUCAGAGCCCAUUAAGUGUGGCAAUAGUAGCUGGGAUUGAAGGUUUGCCGACUCUCUUGAAGCUGGCAAAUGUAAUGGCUGCAAAGAAGCAAGAGUGGCAGGCCUUGAAACAGUUGCCGGUGCCAGUAGAGCUGGGAAAGGAAUUUCAAUUCCAUUCUAUUUUUGUCUGUCCUGUAAGUAGGGAUCAAGGCAGUGAGGAAAAUCCACCGAUGCUGCUGCCAUGCCUCCAUGUUCUCUGCAAGCAGUCUAUCAUGAAGCUAUCAAAAGGCAGCUCCAGGGCAUUCAAGUGUCCUUACUGUCCAGCUGAGGCUUCAGCUGCGCAGUGCAGGCAGCUAUAUUUCUGACAAAAUUUGCACUCCUGUGUAGGAAAAGUCUGGAGAUUUUGUGGGGGUCGGUGAUGAGAACAUGUUUUUGCUUGAGGGUUGCUGUAUAUAAACAUUCUUUUCAGAUUUAUGUUUUGAUUUUCGGAUCUUUCAGUUGCUGAAAUCCCAAUUAUAUGGAUGUAAAUACAUAAAAAAAGAACAUCAUGGACAUGUUACCUCGAUGUUUAACGCUUUUAUCAUGAUACUGGACUAGGGCGUCAGCGUUCAGUUGAAA
Populus trichocarpa (black cottonwood) is the source of this 2339-nucleotide messenger RNA. Its product is annotated as protein RMD5 homolog. The record is from RefSeq and is a predicted model, not a curated record. Gene Ontology annotation, cellular component: nucleus; cytoplasm; GID complex. Gene Ontology annotation, molecular function: protein binding; ubiquitin protein ligase activity. The transcript has 2 exons. Gene Ontology annotation, biological process: proteasome-mediated ubiquitin-dependent protein catabolic process. NCBI's taxonomy places the organism in Eukaryota, Viridiplantae, Streptophyta, Magnoliopsida, Malpighiales, Salicaceae. The coding region runs from base 932 to 2086 and encodes 384 amino acids.